Suillus bovinus is the source of this 3038-nucleotide messenger RNA. RefSeq names its product heme peroxidase. The record is from RefSeq and is a predicted model, not a curated record. NCBI's taxonomy places the organism in Eukaryota, Fungi, Basidiomycota, Agaricomycetes, Boletales, Suillaceae. The transcript has 21 exons. Gene Ontology annotation, biological process: response to oxidative stress. Gene Ontology annotation, molecular function: peroxidase activity; heme binding. The annotation marks the transcript as partial.
UGUCCUGGAAUGCGUCUGUUCACUUAACACGGCCGUUUUAUUCGCUGCAUACAGCAUACCACAGUACUUACUAAAUAUACAGCUGUAUGGCAGCAGCCUAAAUUUCGGGUUUGGCGUUCAAACGUACAUUCAUAUGAAUGGUUCCCCCGCACGUUUGAAUCCUCCAACUCCAGUCGUGCUGGACCCUUCUCAGCACCACGUUCUUUGACAUCCCCCACAACUAAACAAGUUUUCAGUUCCAACAUCCAUACCAUGAAACGAGCAGCAGCUUCACUUGUACCAAGGAUCAAUAUUUUGCCAUGUAUAUCCGACCAAGUCGACAUCCAAGCGUUCCUUGGAGGAAACAAAUCAGUACAAGACCUCGAACAAAUGAUCACACGAGGACCCGCCUUUACCUUGGCGGACCUACAUGCAUAUGUUGAUGCACUGAAGAACCUCAAGUCGGGCAUCAAUGAUCGGGAGUUUUUGCUAGAAAAACUCUUGAUAUCGAUGUCGCGCCUUCCCGACGACUCAGUAUUCGCUAAAGAACUUCAGAUUUUCGUAAUUGAUAUCCUUUAUAAGGAUCUUCCUCACCCGCCUUGCAGCUUCUUGAAGACUCCUGUGACGUCGCCUCUGUCCAGCUCCAGUAGCGUGUCAUAUGUCUUUCGUAGUGCUAAUGGGUCUAAUUAUUCGAUGUCCGUGCCGAACCUUGGUCAAGCAGGCCAACCAUAUGCGCGAUCGGUGCCUUCUACGCACAUUUCGUCGCGUCAUCCAUUACCAGAUCCAGGAGAGGUGUUUGAUACCCUUCUGUGUCGCCGUCCGAAUGACUUCGUCCCGCACCCUGGGGGACUCUCCAGUUUAUUCUUCGCAUUUGCAGAUCUCAUCAUUCACAGUAUAUUUGAUACAAACUCCCACGAUUGGACGAUAAACAAUGCCAGCAGCUACCUCGACUUGAGUAUCCUCUAUGGGCACAACGAAGAGCAGGUCGAUAGCAUACGCAAGAAGGAUGGAACCGGUCACAUUUGGGCAGAUGUUUUUGCUGACAAGCGUCUCUUGUUCAUGCCCCCCUCCGUGGGUGCUCUUGCAGUCCUAUUUAGUCGUCAUCACAAUUAUAUUGCGAGCAAGAUCCUUAGCCUCAACGAGCGAGGGAUAUUUGCACGUCCAGAGGUUCUUCAAGAAGCGCAACGUACUGCACAGUGCGAUGAGAUCUUUCACCGAGCUCGAUUGGUCAAUACAGCAUUCUUCAUGCAGAUCAUCUUGGCGGACUACGUUGGAGGCAUUCUUGGUCUUGUCAGAGAUGGACUGACUUGGCGAUUGAAUCCACUUCAGGGGUUUCGCGAGCAAACGCAUGAAGUUUCCAAACGAGGAGAUGGGAACGCCGUUUCACUGGAGUUCAAUAUGCUAUAUCGUUGGCAUGCGGCGAUAUCGCGUCAAGACGAAGCAUGGAUUGAACGCACUUUCAAAGAUAAUCUUGGUAGAGACCCUUCGACUAUUACUGUCGAAGAGUUCAAGGCUGCCGUCCACAGGGAUGGUGCUCAAAUACCUGACAUUCGUAGUUGGACAUUCGGCGGUCUCACCCGUCAAGAGGAUGGUCGAUUCAGUGACGCCGAUAUCGCACGGAUUCUACAGGAUGCAACGGCCGACAGGGCUUGUGCCUUCCGUGCGAGGGGCGUUCCGGCCGCCAUGCGAAUUGUGGAGAUUUUAGGCAUGGAGCAGGCACGAGCCUGGGGCGCUUGUUCACUGAAUGAAUUUCGCUGCUUCAUUGGCUUGAAACCAUACAAGAGCUUCAGUGAAUGGAAUCCUGAUCCAAAGAUCCACAUCGCAGCUGAACGAUUGUACGGAGAUAUUGAAAACCUGGAACUACAUGUGGGUCUGCAGGCUGAGGAAACAAAACCUCCCAUUCCUGGCGCUGGCCUUUGCCCUGGAUACACUAUCUCUCGUGCCAUCCUCGCCGACGCCGUUUGCUUGACUCGUGGAGACAGGUUUCUUACAGUAGACUUCACUCCGUUCAACUUGACAACAUGGGGUUACGAGCAUUGCAUGAUCAACAAGGUGGAUGGAUCCUAUGGCGGCAUGCUCACCAAGCUUCUCUUUCGCAUGCUCCCUGAUCACUACCCUGCGGGCUCAGUCUACGCUCACUUCCCUUUCCUGACCCCAGAGUUUCUUGCUUCGAGCAUGGCCAAGACGCCCCGUAGCGCCGAAAUACGGCAUCUUUACAAUUGGGACAGGCCUUUGACUGUUCAGCAAGCUGCGUUUGCGGGUGCUGAUAUGCGCGUUGUCAAAGACUAUGAGCGUCGAAUUUCGAACUUACAAAUGCCCCCGAAAGUACGGAACGAAGCGAUCAGAAAGUCUAUAUCUGAUAAAGUUGCUGAAUACACCAUAUCUACUUCGCACUUUGCACACCUUACAAGUGAGCUGAUAAGCAAGAGACGCGAAGUUGAUAAGCACGUCGACAUGAUUGAAAUCCUGAACCUCCUUCCCGUUUAUUGGGUAGGCGAUAUCAUGGUUGGUUUACCAUUGAUGGAAUCAUCGUCGCAGGCAACCCCGGAAUUUUGGUACAAAGCCUUCUUUACCGUUGCACACUACUUGUACCUCAAUAACGAUCCUGCUUCCGACUGGACUCUUCGCGAGAAAGCCACGCGCUCUACCCAGCUAAUCAUGUUAUACCUUGAAGGUCAUUUAAAAAGACUCUCUGAUGGCAUUAUUUCUAUCAACGGUGUAUGCGAUCUUCUGUUUUCAAACCAUGUGACAUCGCAUAAAGGUGAAAUGUUCCUCUCGGACGUUCUCAAAGUCACACCGGGGGCUUCGAUAGAGGAGAUAGCAUUGUGUUUAUUCGAGGAGAUUAUCCCUUCUGCAGCCUUGUUCUCUGCAGUCAUCGCUUCGGUGGUGAAAUACUAUCUUCACGCUCAAAAUGAAGACUACUCCAAAUUUGCUUCCAGUUGUCAAGACAAAGGGUCAGAACAGAGCUCAGCCGUCCUGCGGUAUAUCUGCAAAGCACUCGAUCUGGACAUCGACAUGAUGUCGAGUGACAAAUUGUCUGUCUUGCGUAUCACUCUCGG